Messenger RNA from Humulus lupulus (European hop), 390 nucleotides. RefSeq lists its product as uncharacterized. Lineage: Eukaryota; Viridiplantae; Streptophyta; Magnoliopsida; Rosales; Cannabaceae. The transcript has a single exon. The record is from RefSeq and is a predicted model, not a curated record. Bases 1 to 390 code for a protein of 129 amino acids.
AUGAAAGGCGUUAUACGUUUUGGAAAAAAUGGAAAGUUAAGUCCCCGAUUUAUAGGUCCAUUUGAGAUAUUGGACAAAGUGGGGAAAGUAGCCUAUCAUUUGGCAUUACCACUAGCUCUAGCCGAAACACAUAACGUGUUCCAUAUUUCUAUGUUGAGGAAAUACCUGUCAGAUCCAACCCAUGUGCUUAAUUAUGAAUCAUUGGGAUUGAAGCAGGACCUGAGUUACGAUAAGCAACCAAUGCAAAUCAUAGAAAGAGGAAUCAAGGAGUUGAGAUCGAAGAGAAUUCCGCUAGUUAAGGUCUUGUGGAGAAAUGGCUCGGUUAAAGAAGCUACAUGGGAGUUGGAAGAAGACAUGAAGGCGCGAUAUCCAGAAUUAUUUGGUACGUAA